AGUUUGAACACGCGAGCGCCAUAUACGGACAAUAUUCACAAUUAUUACCGCAGAUUACUUCUUGGCCUUGCCCAGACCCAGACUAUAAUAUUUAAUAUUAUUCCAAUAGGAAUUAGGAUGUUAAAGUAGUCAACAUUUUUAUGAGAUGAGAACACUGAGAAUGCCGUUUAAGAUUUAAAAAAGUCAAAACAACAACAAUGAUUCAUUUCUAUUUGUAAAUAGAAUCAGACAAUUAAUAUAGUCUUUGUUUAUUUUAAUUUCAAAUACUUGUAAUAUUUUGUUAAUAGUAAAACUUUAUUAUCAUGGAAGGUGCAUAUAAAGAAAAAUACUCAUUUGUAGGAGAAUGGUAUGACAACCAAGCAAGCCUUGUAAGAAGAUUUAACGUAUUUUACUAUCCCAACGAUGAUACAAUCGAGAUGUAUGAUCUGAAGAACAGGAAGACUUUUUUAAGAAGAGUAAAGGUGAAUGGUAUAGCACUUGACAAUUUCUUUAUUGGAAGUUCCCUUUUCAUAUUAGGAAGAUUGGUCAAAAUUGUUGAUUUUGCAUGUGAACACACAAAGGAAAAACUGCACAAGGACAUGGAAGUCACAUUUGCGCUAAUAAAACCAAUUCCAUCAAAAAUUACUGGUAAAAUUAUCACCCACUUCUUUGAACACAAUCUUAAGAUAACUAAAAUGAAAAAAGCCCGCCUCACAGGGGAUGAUGUUAAUUAUCUUUAUAGAUCUCAAUUAUCAGAUCCCACAUUUCCAUUUCUUUUGGAGCAUCUAACAGGAGACUUAGUGUAUGGUAUGGAGCUUGUUGGUAAAGAUGCUGUUGCCCUCUCCAAACAGAUAAUUGGUGAUAAAGAUCCAAUGAAAGCUAAACCAGGCACUAUAAGGGCACUUUAUGGAACUGAUCCUGUUAAGAACUGUGUUGAUGUGUCCAGUGAUGCUGAAACUGCUAUUCAGGAUGUGGAAUAUUUUUUUCCUUCACCACCAUUUCAUUUAUCAAGGCUUCGAUUGACAGCCACCCUGUCAAAUUGCACCCUUUGUAUUGUGAAACCACAUGCCAUACGUGAGGGUAAACUUGGUGCCGUGUUCGAAGCAAUUGAUGAAGGUGGAUUUGAUAUCACAGCUUUGAAUAUGUUCAUAGUUGAGAAUAUCAAUGCGGCAGAGUUCUAUGAAGUUUAUAAGGGAAUUGUUCAAGAGUAUAAGGGAAUGGUAGAAGAGCUUGCAAGUGGGUCGUGUAUUGCAAUGGAAAUUGUUGCGAAGGAUAAGCGUACUAAUACAGCUGUUGAGUUCAGAAAAUUAGUGGGACCAUCUGAUCCGGAAAUUGCAAGAUUAUUACGUCCAAAUACAAUGAGAGCUAAUCUUGGAAAGACAAAGGUGCAAAAUGCUAUACAUUGCAGUGAUUUAGCAGAGGAUGGCUUACUUGAAGUGGAAUAUUUCUUCAAAAUUUUAAAUUUGUAAUGUUUCUAAUCAUAUCAACGUUUCUUUAUUGAGCUUAAUUCUCUUUUUGAAGGCGAAGGUUUAUUACGCUUUUAUAUUAUUCCAUUAUUUCAAUAAUACUAUUUAAAAAUUGCAUUGGUCCAUAACAUUUUAAUAUUGUUAUAUAAAUCUUUGGUUGAAUUACCCCAAUUUCGAGAGUUCGCAUUGUAAAGUACUUAAUUAAUUACCAAUACAAUAAAAAAGAAACUGAAAAUAAAGUAAGCAGCGAGAUGAUAUAAGGAUCAUGUAAGGAGGUUGGACACUAUUCUCAUAUUUGUUAAAGUAUAGAAAAUCUUAAAAUAUAUCUAGGAAUUAUGAAUGGUUCUAAAUAUCACAUUUAUUAUGCGUACGAUAUUUUAGGCUGCUACACAAAUGUUAGUCAUCUCUGUAAUAGGUAUAUAAAAGACUGAUUUCGAUUAUUAUAUCGUGUGCUUAGAUUGUGGCUUUAAUUAAUAAAUGAUUAUAAGCAUAAUUAGUUUUUUGUGUCCUAAUUUGAAACUCACGGCCAAACAUUCUAUUAAAGCCUGUUACAAUACACGACUCUAAGAAUCAGAAAUGUGUACUGUUCCUCCCAUCAAUAUAGGGAGCGAGAAUUCUUGACUAUUAUACUUGAUCGUCACUGACUAGCCAGUGGCCCCAAAGCUUAGUGGCUAUUUUUUAAUAGGACCUUUGUAGAUUGUUGGUGUGAAAAGUAAUAUUUUUUACGUAAGACAUGUUUUAAGGACUAGGUCAUUGGAAAUAGCUCGUUUUAAACGAGUUACGCUUAAUGCAGAUUUUAUCCUAGUUUGAA
Pieris brassicae (large cabbage white) is the source of this 2256-nucleotide messenger RNA. It is a transcript of the gene nmdyn-D7, whose product is annotated as nucleoside diphosphate kinase 7. NCBI's taxonomy places the organism in Eukaryota, Metazoa, Arthropoda, Insecta, Lepidoptera, Pieridae. Gene Ontology annotation, biological process: GTP biosynthetic process; UTP biosynthetic process; CTP biosynthetic process. Gene Ontology annotation, molecular function: nucleoside diphosphate kinase activity. The coding region runs from base 303 to 1448 and encodes 381 amino acids. Gene Ontology annotation, cellular component: centrosome. The record is from RefSeq and is a predicted model, not a curated record. The transcript has 7 exons.